UCGCGACAACCGGCGGCUCAAAUUUAAGUUGGUCAUUGGUAACGUAAAAAAUUGUUCCAGAUAUGAAAAUAUGAUUAAUUAUAUCAAAAAGUGGUAGCAAUAGUCAAAAUUAACGCGUUUGAUACGGGACGGGUUUAUUUUUAACGUAACUUCAUUACACGUUUCGUCGUUACCUCACCAAAAAGCACCUUUUACUGUCAAUUGUCAAUUACUGACAAGUGACAGGCAUGAAGGGUAUUAUUUGUCUGUAGAAGUGUUUGUUGAUUGGUAUCACAACGUGUUAUCUGUUACAUCGUGAUUUACUUAUUGUGAAUCAAUUCAAAAUUGCUACAAGAUCAAUUAAAACACAAUUUUCGUAGCAAUUCAAUCAUGGCCUAAAUCGACUUUAAACAUUGUCAGCGAUGUAACCCUCAGUUGUUAACCUACAUGUUAAUUGUAAAAAACAGCGAGUUAUAAUGUAAAAAUGUACGGGAUAGUUUGUCCUCAAUGCAGAAAGACUUCAAACGGGGCCGCCAGCAGACUGGUGAGGGAUUCGUGUGGGCACGAAAAGUGCCGCAUGUGUCUUCUUCUUGACGAAGAAAAAUGCCAACAAUGUCUUAAGGAAAAAGCCCAAUGUAAAAACGACACAACAGAUUGUAAAGUCGAAACUCCAGAAUGUGGACCAGAAACUGCCGAAAAAGACCACGAACAACAAAGUGUAAUUAAAUUCGAGAGUCACACUGGGGUGAUUACUUGCAACGGAACCCCGAAAAAGUCAGAGAUCUCACAAGUUGUGCAAAAUGGAAGCGAUGAAAAGAAGUGUGAUGAAAUUAAGCCGCCACUAAUUCAAAAAAUUAAAGGAAAAAAUAAGUCGAAAACUGUUAAAAUUCCACAAACGAAGCGAGUUUAUCGUAAUAUAGUUAUUCCCAAUCAUAUCACGACUAUAAAGGAUCCUUUACAGUUUAAAUGUAACAUUUGUAAUAAACAGUUCAGCACAAAAUCGCAUAUUAAGUACCACAUUUAUUGUACUGGCCAGACAAAACCCUUCCAAUGCAAUCAGUGUUCAAGAGACUUUGUAACGAAAUCCCAUUUAGAUGUUCACAUGAUGAAACAUACAGGAACCAAACCGUUUACUUGUAAUGUUUGCCAAAAAUCCUUCCGCGAGAAAAGCAAAUUAAAGAGACAUAGUCUGUUGCAUUCUUCUGAUAAGCCCUUUAUGUGUUCAGAGUGUGGUAAAGCUUUUCGUAGUAAAGAAUCUCUCAAACUUCACACUUUGAUACAUCGAGGUGAAAAACCAUACACUUGCAGAGUGUGCAGCCUGAAUUUCAAUAACACGUCAAAUUUAAAUAAACAUUUAAUUUCACAUUCAAAUGAGAAAACCCACAUGUGUGAUCAGUGUGGCAAAACGUUUAAAUUGAAGUGGGCUUUAACGGUACAUCGCAGGUCUCACUUGCGGGUUCGUCCGUUUGAGUGCAACACUUGCUCAAGGACUUUUAUAAACAAUAAGGAUUUGCAGCGCCACCAACUUAUUCAUUUAGAAACAAAAGCUUACAACUGUAACAUUUGCAAGACCAGCUUUCGACGCAAAGAUAAUUUGUAUCGUCACGUAAAAAAUACUCAUCCCGGUACAAAAGUUGAAUCCGCCACCACUACAGUGAAGCAGCUACUUAUGAAACCGUCGACUAAACCUGUGGAUAAUCCCAACGCUAUCAAUGUUAUCACUGCCUCUCCAGCGUGUAAAUCAAAGGUGGACUCAACAGUGAAAAAACCAAACAACCGAACCGGCACUGUAAUAAACGGACCUUUGAAACUAGCUUUUAAGACCAACGAGUUUAAAAAUAGCUACAAUAUCCACAGGGACUGCGAUUACGACUUGCUACAUAAUGUGUCAAAACCGUACGACUUGGCCGAAUCCGUCAAUAUAUGCCAAAAGAUUUUGUCUCCUCACAGUCCUCCUACCCGUAGUAUAAUAAGGAAAGGGAAUGAGCCGACGUCUACAGAGAUUUGCCAGAAGAUAUUGUCACCAUAUCCAACUAGACCUCUUCACUAUGAGACUUCGUUUGAACACAAAAAACACGCGAUUAUCAAAAAUAUUAAAUUUAAACUGCCUGCUAACUAUACUAAUCUUAAGGUUAAUGAUACUUUGAAGGAUAUAUUUCCUUUGACUUCUGCCAAAAGUUCUAACGUGGACAGUGAAGCGUCCAACAAUAACAGUUACUCUGAAUUGAAAACAGUACAGAAUGCUGCCACUAGCGUUAUCGUUAACAGUAAUUUGAAUCAGAAUAGUAGUAUGCACUGGAGGAGGCGAACAUCGCAAAACCUUUGUUCCAAAAUCCUGGAGAAUUAAAGACUGUUUGGAUUUUUUCAUUUCGUUUUAAUUGCAGUUCAGUAAGUAUCCGCUGCUAUAGCGCGUUUAUACAAUUAAUUUUUUUGUAAUUAUUGUGAUUAGAUUGUGAUGUAAAAAAAAGGAAAAUUGUAUCAUUUAAAUAAAGUUGGGCUGUGUAUCAGUAUGGUAAAGGUUA
This is a messenger RNA of Zophobas morio, 2501 nucleotides long. RefSeq names its product zinc finger protein ZFP2-like. NCBI's taxonomy places the organism in Eukaryota, Metazoa, Arthropoda, Insecta, Coleoptera, Tenebrionidae. Bases 464 to 2326 code for a protein of 620 amino acids. The transcript is spliced from 5 exons. The record is from RefSeq and is a predicted model, not a curated record. Gene Ontology annotation, molecular function: chromatin insulator sequence binding. Gene Ontology annotation, cellular component: chromosome. Gene Ontology annotation, biological process: regulation of transcription by RNA polymerase II.